CUCUACACCCCAGACACACACAGUCCCCCCGCUUUCACCUGUUCCGCGUGCGCGUCCCGUUCCUCCGCGUGUACCUGUGAGGACCUUUCUGUCUCUAUCUCUAUAUUUCUCUCUCGAGGAUGAUUACGCGCGCCCUGCUGCCGUUAGUGCUACUGUUGCUCGCGCCGGCCGCUCGCGCCGAGCCGGCGUUCCGCUGCCCGAGCUGCAGCGCUGAGCGCCAGGCGGCGUGUCCCGCGCUCGCAGAGCCCUGCGCUGAGAUGGUGCGCGAGCCGGGCUGCGGCUGUUGCCCGGUGUGCGCGCGGCAGCAGGGCGAGCCGUGCGGGGUGUACACGCCGCGCUGCUCUAGCGGACUACGCUGCUAUCCGCCGCCCGAUUCAGAGCUGCCGCUCGAGCAACUCGUGCAGGGACGCGGGCGGUGCGCGCGCAAGGUGGACGCAGAGCCCGCGGGGAGCGCCGAGCUGAGCGGUGAGGUGGUGGAGCCUGUGGAAGUGGGCCAGACUGAGGUGCCUCCGAUAAGGAAGCCCACAAAGGACAGCCACUGGAUCGGGCCUAAGGAGAGCGCUGUCAUUCAUCACCGCCAGCAGCUAAAAACCAAGAUGAAGUACAAAGGGGACGAGCCUAAAGUGCCGCGUGCCAAGCCGAGUCAGUGUCAGCAGGAGCUGGACCAGGUGCUGGAGAGGAUCACCAAAAUGCCCUUCAGAGAUAAUCGUGGCCCUCUAGAGGACCUCUACUCUCUGCACAUACCUAACUGUGACAAGAAGGGGCAGUACAACCCAAAACAGUGCAAGAUGUCAGUGAACGGACACCGAGGUGAGUGCUGGUGUGUGAACCCUCACACAGGCAGACCUAUCCCCACCUCCCCGCUGGUGAGAGGGGACCCCAACUGCAGCCAGUACCUUGAUACCCUAGAGGUGGAGCCCCCACCGGUACCCCAAAACUAAACCAGCCCUGAAUCCCGAACACCCACCGCAAUACCUACGCCAAGAGCCGAGGUCCAAAAGGACCCUGAAGAGUCAGUGUUUUUAACCCCUUAAACAAGCUACCAAUAUACUUUGAGUGUA
Messenger RNA from Colossoma macropomum (tambaqui), 1061 nucleotides. RefSeq names its product insulin-like growth factor binding protein 2a (gene igfbp2a). Gene Ontology annotation, cellular component: extracellular region. Gene Ontology annotation, biological process: regulation of insulin-like growth factor receptor signaling pathway. The record is from RefSeq and is a predicted model, not a curated record. Lineage: Eukaryota; Metazoa; Chordata; Actinopteri; Characiformes; Serrasalmidae. The coding region runs from base 120 to 941 and encodes 273 amino acids. The transcript is spliced from 4 exons. Gene Ontology annotation, molecular function: insulin-like growth factor I binding; insulin-like growth factor II binding.